CUUUGUGCCAGUGCAGUGGUUUAGCCGACUGCUAAUAUGCAUGAAUUUGGAGUAAAUUAAGCUUUCAAACAGUACGUGUCAAAAUAGUUUGAGUUUCUUUUGUGUUUCUGUUGAAUUUAUACGGGCAGUAACACAACUUAAACUUGGCCAGUUUGCUGGGCUCCACACAAACGGAAUUGUGCAGGUGUCGCUCACACAGCUAAGCUAGCUUAGCAUUAGCCGUGGAAUGGAUUUGUUUGACGACCUCCCGGAGCCCAAGCACACAUCUGGGCCGGCUUCGUUGGCGCUCAAAGCUGAACUUCAAGCAAACGCAGAAAAGGAGGAGCCACGUUUAAAGCGAAAACUAGAAGAUGCUCCUGAAGGACGGGAGGAGGAGGAGAUCAAGAAAGUUUGUAGAGAAGGCAUCCCUGUGCUGAGAGGCUAUGUGGCGGCGAGACGUGGCGAGAGGGAGGAGAUGCAGGACGCUCACGUGCUGCUGCCUGAUAUGAGCGGGUGUCUGGCUGCCUCUCCGAGCCCCGUGUCUCGUGUCUCAUACUUUGCCGUGUUUGAUGGUCACGGAGGAGCUCGAGCAUCUCGCUUUGCUGCUGAGAAUCUCCAUCACACUCUCGCCAGGAAUUUCCCCAGCGGAGAAACAGAGAAUCUGGACAAACUGAUUAAGAAAUGUCUCCUGGACACUUUCCGCAAGACUGACGAGGACUUCCUAAAAAAAGCGUCCAGCCAGAAACCGGUGUGGAAAGACGGCUCCACGGCUACCUGUGUGCUGGUGGUGGACGACAUGGUUUAUGUGGCCAAUCUGGGGGACAGUCGGGCGGUGCUGUGCCGGGUGGAGCAGAGACCAGGAGGAGAGAGGAGGCCCGUUACUCUGGCUCUGAGUAAGGAGCAUAACCCCACCAUCUACGAGGAGAGGAUGAGGAUACAGCGAGCAGGAGGCACUGUCAGGGACGGCAGAGUGCUCGGUGUCCUCGAGGUGUCUCGUUCCAUUGGAGACGGUCAGUACAAACGCUGUGGAGUCAUUUCCACCCCGGACCUGAGGAGGUGUCAGCUCACCGCCACCGACAGGUUCAUCAUCUUGGCCUGUGAUGGCUUGUUUAAGGUCUUCUCUGCUGAAGAAGCUGUGAAAUUUGUCCUGGGCGUCCUGCAGGAAGGGGACACUGAAAAGAAGGAGGGGCUAACUGAAGAGGAAGUACGUUUUGAAGCUGCUUCCCAGCGGCUGGCCAAUGAGGCAGUGAGGCGGGGCUGUGCUGAUAACGUCACUGUCAUCCUGCUUUCUAUUGACUUCUAAUCAUCAACAUUAUUGACCCCUGAUCACGCACAUGUCCACAUUUUCUGUUUGACCUGAUAGUUCUCAUUUUUACUGAUCUCCAAUAAAAUCUUCUACUUUCAGCUGUAA
Molecule: messenger RNA, 1390 nt
Organism: Thalassophryne amazonica
Lineage: Eukaryota; Metazoa; Chordata; Actinopteri; Batrachoidiformes; Batrachoididae
Gene: ilkap
Product: integrin-linked kinase-associated serine/threonine phosphatase
Exons: 10
Coding region: 227-1282 (351 amino acids)
Biological process (GO): protein dephosphorylation
Molecular function (GO): cation binding; protein serine/threonine phosphatase activity
Source: RefSeq, a predicted model, not a curated record